AUGUCUGCAGCGACAGCUCCGGCUGCUCCGGGCAGUCUGGGGGCAUCAGACCCCCUCCACUGGCCCACCUCAUCUAACCAGCCCCCGAAGCGCGUAUGCUACUUCUUCGAUUCGGAUAUUGGUAACUACCACUACGGACCUGGCCAUCCCAUGAAGCCUACCAGGAUUAGGAUGUGUCACAGCUUGGUGAUGAACUACGGACUGUACAAGAAGAUGGAAAUCUUCAGAGCCAAGCCAGCUACGAAGAGAGAGAUGUCACAGUUCCAUACCGAUGAGUAUGUAGAGUUCCUCAGCAGAGUCUCGCCAGACACCAUUGAGAACUACAUUCGUGAACAGGAAAAAUUCAACGUCGGUGACGACUGUCCGGUCUUUGACGGCCUCUUCGAGUAUUGCUCUAUUUCGGCUGGUGGCUCAAUGGAGGGAGCGGCGCGACUUUCGAGAGACAAGUGUGACAUUGCGAUCAAUUGGGCAGGAGGGCUACAUCACGCUAAAAAGGGUGAAGCGAGCGGUUUCAGCUACAUCAACGACAUUGUGUUGGGAAUCCUGGAGCUGCUCCGGUAUCAUCCAAGAGUCCUAUACAUUGACAUUGAUGUUCAUCACGGUGAUGGUGUCGAGGAAGCCUUCUACACCACUGACCGUGUCAUGACAUGUAGCUUCCACAAAUACGGAGACUUCUUCCCUGGUACCGGCGAAGUCAGAGACAUCGGCCUCAACAAGGGGAGAUACUACUCGUGCAACUUUCCUCUGCGAGACGGCAUCACCGACGAAAACUACAAGUCCAUCUUUGAGCCCGUAAUCAACCGCAUCAUGGAGUUCUAUCAACCCUCAGCAAUCGUGUUGCAAUGUGGAUCUGACUCUCUGGCGGGGGACAAGAUCGGUUCUUUCAACCUUUCCAUGAGAGGCCAUGCCAAUUGCGUCGAAUUUGUCAAGUCCUUUGGUCUACCAUUGCUCCUUCUUGGUGGUGGAGGAUACACCAUGAGGAACGUUAGCAGAGCCUGGGCUUUCGAGACCGGACUCGCCGCCGGACAGGAGCUAAAUUCUCAGGUGCCCGUAAACGAGUACUACGAGUACUUUGGACCGGACUACAAUUUGGACGUGCGGCCUAAUAAUAUGGAAGAUCUCAAUACCCGCGAGUAUCUCGACAAAAUUAAGAUUCAGAUCUUUGAGAAUCUUCGCCAUACUGCUCACGCCCCAUCGGUUCAAGGUCAUGUCGCUCCAACCAUGCUUCACGAUGAUGCAAUGGACGAAGACGAAGACAGGAUACAGGAGGGAGAUGACGCAAUGGACGUGCGGGCGAGCAAAGAUCAAAGGAGACGGGAUCGGCGAGUACAGAAGAGUGGCGAGCUUAGUGACAGCGAGGACGAGGGCGAGGGCGGACGGAGAGACCGACGUGACCACGGGGAAGACGGUAAAGAUAAGAGUAAUGGCUCGGGCGUCACCCCACCUUCGGGGGAUCCGGCGAAAGUGAGCAUCAUGGCACCUCUCCAUGACGCACAGCGGCAAGAGAACAACAGUCCCGUGGAGGGGCAAGCGCCUCUGCCGUGA
This is a messenger RNA of Microstroma glucosiphilum, 1545 nucleotides long. RefSeq names its product histone deacetylase. NCBI's taxonomy places the organism in Eukaryota, Fungi, Basidiomycota, Exobasidiomycetes, Microstromatales, Microstromataceae. The coding region runs from base 1 to 1545 and encodes 514 amino acids. Gene Ontology annotation, molecular function: histone deacetylase activity. The record is from RefSeq and is a predicted model, not a curated record. The transcript has 2 exons.